Danio aesculapii is the source of this 2031-nucleotide messenger RNA. RefSeq names its product SRY-box transcription factor 21b (gene sox21b). Gene Ontology annotation, molecular function: RNA polymerase II cis-regulatory region sequence-specific DNA binding; DNA-binding transcription factor activity, RNA polymerase II-specific. Bases 371 to 1108 code for a protein of 245 amino acids. The transcript has a single exon. NCBI's taxonomy places the organism in Eukaryota, Metazoa, Chordata, Actinopteri, Cypriniformes, Danionidae. Gene Ontology annotation, biological process: regulation of DNA-templated transcription; cell differentiation; anatomical structure morphogenesis. The record is from RefSeq and is a predicted model, not a curated record.
AUCACUCGAUUUAAGUUAUCAGCGACGGCUGCUUCGCCAUGCUGAAGAGGAAAACACACAGCGAGCACAGCUGAGCGGGAACACACAGCUAUUUCCUCAUUUCAUCUGAUUGCCACUUGUUUCCCAGGAUUUACCAAGGAUGCGUCUGAGAACAUUGCUUUCGCGAAAGUUAAAUUACGCUUGACUUGGACUUGUUUUGCGCGUCGGAAUGAAGAGCGUGAAGUAAACCUGGAGACUUCUGUUGUUGUUUUUUUUAAAUAUAUAGCCUAGCUAUAUAUAAAUCACGCAACUUUAGCAAAGAUUUGCGCAAAUCGAUCCUGUGGGUGACAGCCCUGUCUGUGGAUUUCUACCUGAAGCAGGUGAACGCGUCAUGUCCAAGCCCAUGGAUCACGUUAAGCGUCCUAUGAACGCGUUCAUGGUCUGGUCCCGAGCGCAGCGGCGGAAAAUGGCCCAGGAGAACCCAAAAAUGCACAAUUCUGAAAUCAGCAAGCGCCUCGGAGCGGAGUGGAAACUUCUGACGGAGUCCGAAAAGAGGCCGUUCAUUGACGAAGCCAAGCGCCUGCGGGCGAUGCACAUGAAGGAGCACCCCGACUACAAAUACAGACCCCGGAGGAAGCCCAAGACUUUAAUGAAGAAGGACAAAUUCGCGUUCCCGGUGGCGUAUAAUUUGGGAGAGCACGAGGCGCUGAAGGUGGGCGGCUUACCGGGCGGAGCGCUCACCGAGUCUCUGAUGAGCAACCCGGACAAGGCAGCGGCGGCGGCGGCCGCAGCAGCGGCCAGGGUGUUCUUCAACCCCUCCAUGUCCACAAACCCAUACUCGUUUUUUGAUCUUGGCUCAAAGAUGACCGAACUUUCGCCACCGUCUUUCUCUUACGCCUCACCGUUGGGUUACCCAACAGCGGCGACCGCGUUUUCGGGCGCAGUCGGCAGCGGAGCGCACACACACACGCACUCGCAUCCUUCACCGGGUAACCCCGGGUACAUGAUCCCGUGUAACUGCGCAGCCUGGCCGUCAGCGGGGCUCCAGCCGCCCCUUGCAUACAUUUUACUACCCGGAAUGGGAAAACCACAACUUGAACCGUAUCCCGCGUACGCAGCGGCGUUAUGAGACUCUAUAGCGGGAAAAGUUUUUAAUGUGAACAGAAAAAAAAGACUACAUGCAAUACACGUGGAGCAUGCACGAACCUGAACAUGUGAUGAUAGGCUACCACGAUCGUCAUAUCAGAUAUCACAUGUGUUUGUACCAUGAUUAUAACGCCUUGAUGUAAAAGGUAAAAGCUCUGACUUUCUGGAUAGCAGUGUACUGAACGGAUCCAGUCUGCCCUUGUCAAUGUGAAUAAUCCUAGGAAAAUGUCUACUACCUGCCACGUCUGAUUAUUAACCUGUUGCCUCUGUAACCAGUUCAGAUAUGCGCCGCUGUUACAGAGAAGAUCGGUCAGUGCUGUCAGCGCGGAGACUUUAUUGGAGAUAAAAGGAAACAAUUAUUCAGAAAAUCAGUUUUAAUGAACCCCGCGCAGUUUCUUUUCUAAUCAAAUCAUGUGGGUGUAUAAAUGUGUACAGUUUUAUUCAACUGGUGUAGUGCUCUAUAAAAGCCGGAGCUGGUGGAUUACAAAUCGGGUGUAUAUUUUGAGUUCUGGAAAACUGCUCCAUGGAUAUAUGUAAUAUUUAUUGUUCAGUCAGUGAAUAUCCUAUUUGUUGAUCGUGGGACACGCCGUGUCCUUUGAUAUUUGCACAAAGGGAGACCACGAGCACUUAUACAUGUAAUUUAUUGAAAAGAAACAAGAAAUAAUGAUCAUCAUGCCCAAGUUUCUGAAAUUUUCCAAGGGUGUUGCUCGGUCCGUCAACAUAAUUACACUUUACAUCACAGACGAUUGUCAGACGCGUUCAUUUAAGAAAGUCAGUCCGUUUUUUUACUAACUCGAAGUGAAAAUGUAUGUUAUAUGUUUUGCAUAAUUCUACUUAUAUGUACUUAAAAUGCCUAUCGUUCAUUUGAACAAGGGGGAUAUAAUAAAGCGUAUGCGGAAAAAAGGA